Molecule: messenger RNA, 1638 nt
Organism: Pyricularia pennisetigena
Lineage: Eukaryota; Fungi; Ascomycota; Sordariomycetes; Magnaporthales; Pyriculariaceae
Exons: 2
Coding region: 1-1638 (545 amino acids)
Molecular function (GO): iron ion binding; heme binding; monooxygenase activity
Source: RefSeq, a predicted model, not a curated record
AUGACCCUACUCACAGUCCCGACCGCGGCGAUAUUGCUGCUACUCGUUGCGGCGUUAUUGCUGGUCCCUAGGCUUCGUUUGAAAUCCCGCUUCCCCCCGGGUCCUCCAAGGCUCCCAUUCCUCGGCAACAUGCACCAGAUGCCGACCUCCAAGGCCUUCCUAUCAUACCAAGAAUGGUCGACGACGCACGCGGCGUCCUCCUCGGGCCUCCUCGGCUUCCACCUCGGCCCCUCGGCCAAGCUGCUCGUGCUCAACAAGUGGGAACAGGUGCGCGACCUGCUCGACCUCAAGGGCGCCAUCUACUCGAGCCGGCCGUACGUCCCGGCGCUGGACUACGCCCUGCCGCCGCCGCACGACCAGCACGCCGCCUUCACGCCCUACGGGCCCAAGUGGCGCAAGCAGCGGCGCACCAUCGACGACUUCCUGCGCGACCACCGCAGCGCGCAGAGGGUCGUCCCGAUCCAGCGGGCCGAGAGCACGCAGAUGGUCUGGGACCUGCUCCGCCACGGCCGCGACUGCCACGACUACAUGCUGCGCUUCUCGGCCGCCGUCAUCCUGGCGUCCGUCUACGGCCAGCGCUGCAGGGACGGCGGGCCCGGCAGCUGGAGCCACCGCUUCUUCGAGACCAACCAGCGCUUCGCGGACCUGGUCGACGCGUCCUCCAGCCCGCCGCCCUACGGCGUGUUCCCCGCGCUGCGCCGGCUGCCCGCCGCCCUGGACCCCUGGCGCGCGUGGAAAGAGCGCGCGCGCCGGCUCGGCCGGGACAAGAGCGACCUGUACCGGGGCCUGUUCGGCGCGGCGCGCGACGGGAUCGGGCGCGGCCGGAGGCUGGACUGCUUCGUGGCUGACGUCCUGGCCGAGAACGAGCGCGCGGUCGCCGAGGGCAGGCAGGCCUACACCGAGGACGAGAUGGUCAUCUCCGCCGGCGUGCUGUUCGAGGGCGGCGCCGACACCACCGCCAUGACGUUUGAGACCUUCUCGCUGGCCAUGGCCGCUCACCCGGAUGCGAUGCGCCGGGCGCAGGAGGAGGUUGACCGCGUCUACGGCGGUGAGAUGCCGCAGUCGGCUGACGCCAAGGAGCUGCCGUUUUUGAUGGCCUGCAUCUUUGAGACCAUGCGAUUCCGCCCCCCGUUCCCCACGUCAAUCCCUCACGCCACCACCGAAGACGACACGUACCAGGGCUACUCGAUCCCCAAGGGGACCAUCGUCGUGAUGAACGUCUGGGCGCUGCACCAAGACCCGAACGAGUACGAAGACCCGGACCGCUUCUUGCCGGACCGGUUCCUGCGCAACCGGUUCGGGGCGAAGCACGACCGCGUCGAGGGCGGAGGAGACGACGCCAAGUCGCAGCAGGGGUUCAGGAGGGACACGUGGGCGUUUGGGGCCGGGCGUCGCGCCUGUCCCGGCAGGCGGUUCGCAGAGAACACCCUCCUCAUGCUCACGGCCAAGGUGCUGUGGGCCUUUGACAUCGUGGCCACGGGCGAGCUGGACUUGGACGUCAGGACUGGGUUCAAGGAUUCCAUCUUGAUCGCACCCAAGGAGUGCUCGUUUGAGUUUGUGGUCAGGAGCGAGGAGAAGAGGGUAACUAUUGAACGGGAGUGGGAGAAGGCCGAUGUGUUUCUUUCGAGGUUUGAGUAA